Molecule: messenger RNA, 939 nt
Organism: Endocarpon pusillum Z07020
Lineage: Eukaryota; Fungi; Ascomycota; Eurotiomycetes; Verrucariales; Verrucariaceae
Exons: 2
Coding region: 1-939 (312 amino acids)
Biological process (GO): heme oxidation
Molecular function (GO): heme oxygenase (decyclizing) activity
Source: RefSeq, a predicted model, not a curated record
AUGUCCGGAUCCACCCAUAAUGCCUCUGACCCGCCCUCCAAAUCACUUCCACUGGAGAUUCACGCCGCCACCAGAUCUUACCACACAUCCCUCAACCGGCUUAUAACCUCACGCCUCCCGCUCUGUCUCCCACCUUGUGCAUGGGAGGCAUCUACAUAUCUACAUGGCAUCAGUACCUUUGCUGAGAUCUACCUAACUUUUGAAAGCGAAUGGAUAUCCAUAGUCUCUUCUACGGCCUCGACAGAUGUCUCACUCAGAGCCCAGAACCUCCUUCGAGCUCCCUAUCAACCAUCUCUCCUCAGAUCCGCCAGACUUAAAAACGACCUCUCCCUCCUUUCCCACCAAUAUGCCAAGCACGAAAGACUCCUACCCUUGACCAACCUUACCGCGCGAAUACGCACACGCAUCCAAUCCCGCCCACACACCCUCCUAGCCUACACAUGGAUAAUGUACCUCGCUCUCUUCAACGGCGGGCGCUGGAUCCGCGCCCAACUCCUCUCCGCCGCCAAUUGCACCUCACACGAAAGCUUCUGGCCCGACGGCCACUCCGCAGAAGAAUGCCUCACCUUCUGGCAUUUCGACGGCGAUCAGGAUGGCGAGGAUAUCAAGAAUGACUUCAAAACUAGAUUUCAAGCUGUGGCUGCUCAGCUGAGUAAGGAGGAGCGGCAGGAUGUGGUUGGUGAGGCGGUAGAGAUUUUCAAGAUGUGUGGCGUGAUAGUGGAGGAUCUGGAUCAAGCGUUCGCUGACCAGGACGGAAAGGAGGAGCGGAGAUCGGUUACGCCGUCGUCAACGGCGUUAUUCAUGACGGAACAGCUCUACGGCAUCCUGACUUGGAUUUGCGGCCUUGUGUGGGCUGCUGUGAACAUCAUGGAGAGAGGAGGCGGCCCUGCCGGACACGUGAUGGUGAGCAGGGAAGAAGUAGGUGUAGAGAGGCGGUGA